Messenger RNA from Arachis ipaensis, 1123 nucleotides. RefSeq lists its product as uncharacterized. Lineage: Eukaryota; Viridiplantae; Streptophyta; Magnoliopsida; Fabales; Fabaceae. The record is from RefSeq and is a predicted model, not a curated record.
AAAAAAAACAAAAAUCACAUUUACUCUUCAUCUCUGGUUUCAGAAACCCUUUCUUUGAAUCGGCAGGUUUUCCAUAUUCUUCGUCUUCUUCUCUCCUCUUCCUAUUGACUCUCUCUGUCUCGCUCUCUUCCGCCGGAGCUCGAUCUCUCUCAUAUGUCUCACUGUGGCGUCGCACUCAAUAUCUCUCCCUAUCUCCUCUCUGGUCUUGCAAUCGAGGUCAUCGUUGCGUCAUAGAGCGUCGCCUUCCUCCUGGUUCCGUCUUCCUCAUUCUUCGUCACUGUUGUCAGCCUCUCCCUUCGGGUGGCAGUCCUAAUCUUGAACUUAAUUUGGGCAUAGCAACUCCAGGACAUGGUCUGAAAGAAAACAGGGGGAAACUCCGGUUCCCCUGGGUCCCUUACAGCAUGCAUACUGGAAGAACAAUGGUGGAAACCAAUGUUAAUUCGGUAAUUGGUAAGCUAUCUUCAAAAAGGCUGGUUGCAACUGAAGAGCAUCCUUCUCCGUGGAAUGGCGUGAAUCCUAGUUUCUUUCCCAAUCAGGAGAGAGCUGAUAGGAUCAGCAUAGAUCAUUCCAAAGGACUACCCGGUUGGCCAUGGAAAAUGCACAACCAAAUCACUGCUACCCUGUUGCCUCCUUUCUCUGUUGCAGCAUCAUCAGGAUUCUCCAUCUCAGCUACAUUUCCAUCGAGCGCCAUCUUUCCGGCUAUAUCUGUGUACUAUGCAUACCAAAAAACAUGGAAGCCUUUUAAUCCAAUCCUUGGAGAGACCUAUGAAAUGGUUAACCAUGGUGGAAUCCUUGGUGCCACCUCCUACAAAGUUUAAUAACCUGAUAUUUGGAAGCAGCAGUAGAAGUUUAUCUAUUAUGAUUUAUGCAGUAGCUGAAAGCUUUCUUGUUGGAGAAUGUCUGUUGAAAUAGUCGGGUUCAUGCGGUUUUGUUUUAUGAUGCUUAAUUCAUUUUUCUCUUUUAAGGUCUUGGUAGUUUGAAUUGUUGGUCUCCAUUCUCCUAUUUUUCCUACAUGUUUUGGAGAGAAUGUUGUUAUAUAGUGUUAGGAUGCUAUGAUUGUUAUUGCUGGGCUUUGUAUUUGUGUCUCGUAUACUUCAAAUAUAUAGUGGGAGUUUGUGGUUUA